Molecule: messenger RNA, 5659 nt
Organism: Cygnus atratus (black swan)
Lineage: Eukaryota; Metazoa; Chordata; Aves; Anseriformes; Anatidae
Gene: DNMBP
Product: dynamin binding protein
Exons: 17
Coding region: 87-4661 (1524 amino acids)
Biological process (GO): intracellular signal transduction
Cellular component (GO): cytoplasm
Molecular function (GO): guanyl-nucleotide exchange factor activity; protein binding
Source: RefSeq, a predicted model, not a curated record
GGGGACGCGCAGGGCCGGAGCGGCCGCGGCGCCCGGAGCGGGCCGGGAGCAGCUUUAGGUACCAAUCUGGCUGCAGACCCCACGCAAUGGAGGCUGGCUCUGUGGUACGAGCGGUUUUUGAUUUCUGUCCCAGCGUCUCUGAGGAGUUGCCCCUCUUCGUGGGAGAUGUCAUUGAGGUGCUGGCUGUGGUGGAUGAAUUCUGGCUCCUCGGCAAAAAGGAAGGUGUCACAGGGCAGUUUCCUAGCAGCUUUGUGGAACCUGUGGAUAUUCCCCCUUUGAAGCAGGGAGAAAAGCUGUUUGUUUGUACCAGUGACUUCACAUCUCAAGAGCCAGGGAGCUUGUCAUUGCAGAGAGGAGACCUGGUGAUCCUGGGGGGUUCCCUGGCCUCCAGCUGGCUCCAGGGCCGAAGCAGCUGGGGUUCCAAGGGCUUUUUCCCCUCAUCAUGCGUGCGGGAGCUGUGCCUUUCUACUCGGAGCCGUCAGCUGUCCCAGAGCGCUCUCCUGGAGGUGCCUGCCUACUCAUUGGGCCAAGCCCGGGCCCUGAUGGACCUGUCUGCUCAGCUGGAAGAGGAACUGGACUUCAGGGAAGGGGAUGUGAUCAACAUCGUUGGCAUCCCAGAGCCUGGCUGGUUCGAGGGGGAGCUCCGAGGCCACAGGGGUAUUUUCCCAGAGGGUUUUGUGGAGCUGCUUACUCCUCUGAGAGCAGCAGGAACCUCAGAGGAUCCAGAGCCCAGAGGGACUUGUGACACCAACGGGACAGUGGAGGUUCCCACCAAACAGGAGGAGGACAGCAGAGAGGAUGGAGGGCAGGAGCCAGGGAGCACCUAUGGUGUUGCCCUCUACCAGUUCCAAGCCCUGGAGUCCCAGGAACUGGAUUUUGAUGUGGGCGACAGGAUUCGGAUUGUGGGCAUUCUGGAGGAUGGCUGGCUAGAUGGGGAGCUGAGGGGGAAACGCGGCAUCUUCCCACACAGAUUUGUGAGACUGGAAGCUUCCGACCCUUGCAGGGAAAAGGUGGGUGCUGGAGAUGCCCAGGUUGGAGUCAGCUGUGAAGCGACCACCCAGCAAGACCCAGAGAGCACCUGCUCCAAAGCUCUCCCUUUGCCAGGGCAAGAUGGCAGGGACGUGGAGGAUGGCUCUGUUGCACACCCUGUGUCUGACACCAUUACAUCUCACAUGGCGGAGAGGUCGGAGGGUCCUCUGGGCACUGAUUUGAGACAGUGUCAGGCCUUUCCUGACGCAGGACUCCAGGGGCCACAUCCCAAAGCCACAGCAGACUCCCUCCCCUCUGACUGCACAAAGACAGUCAAUGGCCUUCAUCCCCCUGCUCAGCUGCCCCCACAGCAGAGCAGCAAGCCUGGCCAAGCAGGUGUACUGGAGCCUCAGGCCCUGCCUGAGCAUGAUGGAGACAGUCCUGCCUUGCCCCAGCAGGCUCCCUGCUCCCCGCCAGACACUUGCAGAAGCCAGGUCAUUUCCCCUCCUAACAGCUGGGCAGCACCAGAGCCCCAGGAGAACCAGAGCAGCGCCCAGGACUUGGAUGGUUGGGUGGACAGUCAGCAGGAGAAGUCCAAAUCUUGUUCCUCCAGCUUGGGAGGUGCCCACAUGGGCUCGGACACCUGGUCUGGGACGUGGGGGGAAUGUUCCCUUCUCACAGCGCAGGGGGAUGGCUGCACAGACCUCGACUCCAAACUGACAGAGCAGCUGGCACAGUUUGAGAAGAGUCUGUCGAGUACCGGUGCUGAGCAGGACAAGGUCUCCCGGCACUUCUCCAUCUUGGACUAUAGCUCUGAGAAGGACAUCGUUCGUGGGUCUCCUGAGCCUGCCUCCCACGCCAAGCAGCCAGAGAGGAGGAAAGCCCUGAGGCCACCCCCUCCUCGGCCCAGCACCCUCGCGACAGCCCCUGUGCCCUCGCAGCCCGGCCGCCUUCCCAAAGGCAGGUCCCUGUCGUUCUCGGUCAAGCCCUCCCGGCCCGCGCCUCGGCCUCCGUCCAGCAGUCAGCGGAGGAGCCUGGCCCCUCCGCAGCUGCAGCCCAGCGCCCCGGAGCAGCGUGCAGAGGAGGGCCGCGAUGACUUGAUGCAGACAGGAGCGGCUUCCCCCUGCUCCAUCCUGCUGACGAGGAUCGGAGAGGUGGAGCGGGACCUGGAGGCUUACGGGAAGACCCGCGCUGAGCUGAGCUUGAUGCUGGAGGAGCAGCAGGAUGAGCUGGUGAGAGCGGAGACCCUGGAAAACCUUGACUUCUGUGAUUCCAACAUCGAGAGCCUCAGCGUGGAGCUGCAGGAGCUGAGAGAGAUGACCCUCCUGUCCUCCCAGACACCAUCCCUGGAGACAUCCUCAGCUGCCAGUGAGAGCCCAGAGCACAGGAUGCUGGAGAAGAGGUCCAAGGUUAUUGAGGAACUGCUCCAGACAGAGAGGGACUACAUCCGAGACCUGGAGAUGUGUGUGGAGAGGAUCAUGGUGCCCCUGCAGCAGGCACAGAUGCAGAGUGUAGACUUUGAGGGUCUUUUUGGAAACAUCCAAGUGGUGAUAAGCUUCUCUAAGCAGCUGCUGUCCACCUUGGAGGCUUCAGAUGCCAUUGGGCCGGUGUUCCUGGCACAGCGUGCAGAGCUGGAGAGCGUCUACAGGGUGUAUUGCCAGAACCAUGAUGAGGCCAUUGCCCUGCUGGAAACUUACGAGAAGGAUGAGAAGAUCCAGAAACUACUGGUGGACCUGCUGGAUAGCCUCAGGAGCCUGUACAGUGAGUGGGGCUGCACAAACUACAUUAACCUGGGCUCCUUCCUCAUCAAGCCAGUGCAAAGGGUGAUGAGGUACCCGCUGCUGCUGAUGGAGCUGCUGAGUGCCACCCCUGAGUCUCACCCUGACAAGGCUCCGCUCACAGCUGCUCUCCUUGCGGUCAAAGAAAUCAAUGUCAACAUCAACGAGUACAAGCGUCGGAAGGACCUGGUGCUGAAGUACCGGAAAGGGGAUGAAGAUAGCCUCAUGGAAAAGAUCUCCAAGCUCAACUUCCACUCUAUCAUCAAGAAAUCCAACCGUGUGAGCAGCCACCUCAAGCAUCUCACAGGCUUUGCACCCCAGCUGAAGGAUGAAGCCUUUGAGGAGACAGAGAAAAAUUUUCGGAUGCAAGAAAGGCUGAUCAAGUCCUUCAUCAGGGACCUUUCGCUCUACCUGCAGCACGUCCGGGAGUCAGCCUGCAUGAAGGCGCUGGCAGCGGUCAGCAUGUGGGACCUGUGCACGGAGAAAGGCAGUGGGGACUUGGACCAGUUCCAGAAAGUGAACCGGCUCAUCAGCGACCAGCUCUUCUCCAACUUUAAAGAGCGGACGGAGCGGCUGGUGAGCUCGCCGCUGAACCAGCUGCUGAGCAUGUUUGCGGGGCCUCACAAGCUGGUGCAGAAACGCUUCGACAAGCUCCUCGACUUCCACAACUGCACAGAGCGAGCAGAGAAGCUGAAGGACAAGCGAACACUGGAGGAGCUGCAGUCGGCCCGCAACAACUACGAGGCCCUUAAUGCCCAGCUGCUGGACGAGCUGCCCAAGUUCCUGUGCUUCGCCAAGGAGCUGUUUGCCAGCUGCGUGCGGGGCUACGCCGAGGCACACUGUGACUUCGUGCGCCUGGCCCUGGAGGAGCUGAGGCCCCUGCUGUCGUUGCUGAAGGUGUCUGGCCGGGAGGGGAACCUCAUUGCCGUCUUCCAGGAAGAGCACAGCCGGGUCCUCCAGCAGCUCCAGGCCUUCACCUUCUUCCCAGAGUCCCAGGCAGCUCCCAAGAAGCCUUUUGAGAGGAAGACCAUGGAGCGUCAGUCUGCCCGGCGGCAGCCGCUUGGUGCCUUGCCCAGCUACCUCCUGCAGUCGGACGACAUCCGAGCUGCCCUCCUGGCCCGCUAUUCCCCCGACAGCCUCUUCCAGGCAGAGCGCAAUUUCAAUGCUGCCCAAGACCUGGAUGUCUCGCUGCUGGAGGGAGACAUCGUGGGGGUCAUCAAGAAGAAGGACCCCAUGGGCAGCCAGAAUCGCUGGCUCAUAGACAACGGGGUGACCAAGGGCUUUGUGUACAGCUCCUUUCUGAAGCCCUACAACCCGCGCCGCAGCCAGUCGGACGUCUCCGUGGGCAGCCACUCUUCCAACGAGUCCGAGCACAGCAGCUCCUCCCCGCACAGCAGCACCACGCUGACCUUCAGCCCCAGCGGGGCAGCCGUGGCCUUCACUCAGAAACCCCUGCAGGACUCUGCCUCCCCAGGAGACCCGUACCAACCCCCGCAGUCCCCUUCGCAGACGGACUCCCCCUCUGUGCCCCAGCUCAGCUCUGGUGACAGGACGGAGAGGCUGGAGGCUGGUGUGGUGACAUCUCCACGCCGCUACAGCCGCCCUGAGCCAGGCUACAGCCCCGGCCCUCGCAAUGGGCACCCCGCCAAAGCGCGGCUCAGGCCUGUGUCCUCGGUGGAGGAGAGAGACUCCGGGCUGGAGAGCAGCGAGUCAGAGGGCAACCAGCAGGUCUAUUACGCGCUCUACACCUUCAAAGGCCGAAACACCAACGAGCUGAGCGUGUCAGCUAACCAGAGACUCAGGAUCCUGCAGUUUGAGGACAUCACAGGCAAUCGAGAGUGGUGGCUGGCCGAGGCCCACGGCAAGCAGGGCUACGUGCCCUCCAGCUACAUCCGGAAGACGGAGUACACGUGAGACAGGGGGCAGGAGCCCCCACCCUGUGCCUUGGGACUGCCGGGGGCCCUGCAGCCUCCGCUGCUCACGCCAGGGGGCUGAGGCUGUGCCUCCUUGCAGCCCUGCAGUGCUUCCAGCCCCAUCGUGCUGGCUGCCAUGGGCAGGAGGAAGCGUGGGCUGGCAGGGCAGGCGGCUUGCCUGAGGGCAGGGGUGAGUUGCUGUCACCCCGUGCUGUUCAAGCCUCCUGCCUCCAGCCAGGAGCCGGGGAGCAGAGCAUGGGGCCAUGUCCCAGAAGGGAAUGACUCAACCGAGGCUGAGCUGCUGUGGAUUUCGACUGUGGAAGUCUAUUGCUGAGUCCAUCUUUAGCGUUAAAAGCAACCUGUGAAUGCAUUCCCAGUGCCUUCUCAGCAGCAGCAGGAGCCUGGUCUAUCCUGUCUGUGCAGGACCUCAGGGUGGGACAUCUGUGCUGGCCUGAGGAAGCUGCUCUGAGGAUUGCUGUGAGUAGUUCAGCUUCAGAGCCCAGCCUUCAGGAGCACCCACGGCAGAGCCCUGAUGGGUGCUGUGUCCAUGCGCUUGGUCUCCCAGGGGCUGGGGCCUCUCUGAGCUUUCUUAGCUUAGAACUAGAAACCCCUAUUGGGGGGUUGUCCAGGCUAUCGGGUUCUCAGCUCCCAGAAGAGCCAUAGACCCUGAACACCGUCUUCCAUUGUCAGCACUGUGCCUCCAGUGUCCCAGACCCGCCUCUUUGCUCUAGCAGGGCUGCUCUGGGGCGGGGCAGAAGGCAAAACACAGGCUGUCCUGCAGCCUCAUGUUCUGGGGCUCUGACCAGGAGUGCCUCACCUGUGCCUGCUGCAGGGCACUGGAGAUGGUGCUUAUGUUCUGGGAGGGAUGCGGUGCCCUUUGCAGGGGUGGCGUGUCUUAUGUGCUGCUGCCAUGCCCUGAAGGAGGGAAGCUCCCUUCUCCUUGGGGCAGUGUUUGUGUCCCCUGUACUGCUGCUCUGUAAAUAAACGUUUGCCCUUGUA